GGAGCAGAACAGCACCAAGGCCGAGCAGGUCUUGGCCGAGGUGGCCAAGGCCAUUGGCGAGUACCCUGUGGACUUCUGUGGGGCUUGGAUCCUGACGGGGAACGAGGAGGGCUCCUUUGGCUGGAUCACCGUCAACUACCUGCUGGAGACCCUCGUCAAGUUUUCCUUUGCAGAGAAAUGGGAACAUCCACAGGACACUGAGGUUCUGGGAGCUCUGGACCUUGGAGGCGCCUCCACACAAAUAACCUUCCAGCCUGGAGUCACCAUUGAGGACAAGAACACCUCUGUCUUCUUCAGGCUGUACGGCAGCAACUACUCGCUCUACACCCACAGCUACCUCUGCUAUGGGCGGACGCAGGCCUUGAAGAUGCUGCUGGCAGAUCUCCACCGCAGCCCGUCUGCCCAGGAGAUAUCGCACCCCUGCUACCCCAAGGGAUACCAGGAGAACAUCACCACGGCAGACCUCUAUGACAGUCCCUGUGUCCAUGCCCCGAGCACACCCAGCUCUGCAGAGGUCCUCACGGUGACGGGGACGGGGGACCCAGCGGCGUGCAGCACCGCCAUCCAGAAACUCUUCAACUUCAGCUGUGGGGCCAACGGGACGUGCGGGUUCAACGGGGUCUAUCAGCCGCCCGUGCGGGGACAGUUCUUCGCCUUUGCUGGGUUCUACUACACCUUCCACUUCCUGAACCUGACCAGCCAGCAGUCUCUAAGCAAUGUCAACUCCACAGUCCAGACCUUCUGCAAGAAGAACUGGACAGAGCUGGAGGAGACCUUCCCGCAGGAGAAGGGGUACCUACACACGUACUGCUCCGCGGCGAUUUACAUCUUGACGCUGCUGCUCGAUGGCUACAAGUUCAACGAGCACACGUGGAGCAGCAUCCACUUCAACCAGCAGGCAGCAAACACGGACAUUGGAUGGACGCUGGGCUUCAUGCUGAACUUCACCAACAUGAUCCCCACGGAGGCUCUGGAACACGUCAAGGGGCACCAGCCCAGUGUGUGGGCAGGUGUUGUCUCCUUCAUCGUGCUGGCCAUAGUGGCAGGUCUGGUGGCCAUUUUCCUCCAGUAUUUCUGGAAAACCAAGUAG
Tauraco erythrolophus (red-crested turaco) is the source of this 1090-nucleotide messenger RNA. The record is from RefSeq and is a predicted model, not a curated record. NCBI's taxonomy places the organism in Eukaryota, Metazoa, Chordata, Aves, Musophagiformes, Musophagidae.